Molecule: messenger RNA, 1418 nt
Organism: Phragmites australis (common reed)
Lineage: Eukaryota; Viridiplantae; Streptophyta; Magnoliopsida; Poales; Poaceae
Exons: 11
Coding region: 119-1174 (351 amino acids)
Cellular component (GO): endoplasmic reticulum membrane
Source: RefSeq, a predicted model, not a curated record
GCUGUGUCCAAGUCCACCCCUGCACCUGCGCGCCUGCAGAACUCCCCCAUCUCCGGGACCAGAAACGCACGCGAAGCGAGCGACCGAGCUGUGGGUGGGCUCGACACCGGCCGUCACGAUGGCGGUCGCCGCCUGGCCUCUCUCCGCCGUCGCCGGCCUCCUCCCCGCCUCCCUCUCGCUGACCAUCCUCCUCGCCACCCUCGUGGCCGUCGCGGUGCUGGGCGCCGCCGCCGUAUUCUUCGAGCACAUCCGCAAGAUCGGGUGCAUGCACUCGCUGGAGAGGACUGCCAUCUCGGAUGCCUUCUUCGAGGACCCCAACUCGCUCAACAAGGUUCCCUGCCCGUCAAUUUUUGAUCCUCCUGCGAAGUACAUUUCGUUGAUAGUUCCUGCCUACAAUGAGGAGCAUCGACUUCCCGAGGCUCUUACAGAAACACUCAAUUACCUGAAACAACGUUCAGCUGCCGAUAAAUCCUUUUCAUAUGAGGUCUUGAUUGUUGACGACGGAAGUACCGACCGCACCUCUAAAGUUGCCUUCAAUUAUGUGAAGCAACAUAAGAUUGACAAUGUUAGAGUUCUUCUACUUGGAAGAAAUCAUGGGAAAGGUGAAGCAGUCAGAAAAGGGAUGCUGCAUUCGCGUGGUGAACUAUUACUCAUGCUUGAUGCUGAUGGGGCAACUAAAGUGACUGAUUUGGAAAAGCUUGAAGCUCAGGUUCAUGCAUUGGCUAAGAAAAUUAAGUCCAGUCCAGGAGCAUCUGCUAGUUCAUCUCAGAAACUGUCUGAGGUUGAAAUUGCUGUUUUUGGUUCCCGUGCUCAUCUGGAGAAGCAGGCUCUUGCGACAAGGAAAUGGUAUCGAAACUUUCUUAUGAAAGGUUUCCACUUGAUAGUUUUGUUGACUGCUGGUCCUGGGAUCAGAGAUACACAGUGUGGCUUCAAGAUGUUCACACGAGCUGCAGCAAAGAAACUCUUUACAAAUAUUAGAUUGAAGAGGUGGUGUUUUGAUGUUGAGCUUGUAUACCUGUGCAAGCACCUCAAGAUCCCAAUGGUAGAAGUAUCUGUUAAUUGGACUGAAAUACCUGGAUCCAAAGUGCGCAUGACAAGCAUCAUGCACAUGGUAUUUGAGCUCCUGCUCAUCAAAGUAGGCUAUGGACUGGGCAUAUGGAAAAUCUACUCAUAGACCCUGACAUCCUGUGUUGACAAGUUUUCUGCAGUUUAGUUCAUCACUGUAGCUUAUACCAAACUUAGUGUGUCACCCGCAAAUCCAUUUGAAGGGAUACUGUUUUUUUAAUAUAUAUUUUCACCUGGAGAGAAUCCAUUCCUCGUGUAUCUUAGUGGCCCAACCCAUCAUAGAGAGAUUGUCAGAUAUUCGAGCUGAUAAAUUCUCUUAUCCUUGCUACUUGUUAUACAAGAAUUCAAAAUGC